ACAGCGCUGUUCAAAUAAUGCUAACUAAACCUGGAUUAAUUGAAAUAGUUUAGACUGUUUGGAUGUUUAUAAUUUAUGUAAAAUGUCAGAAAGUUUAUAUGAAUUAAUGAAUUUUAUUAAUGGCUUUUUUUGACUUCAAAAUACGAAACAAUUUGAAUGACACAUGAUUGCCGAAAAAUAGGCCUAUUGCUUGAAUGAGGGUUUUUAGGCGUAGAACAUGAGAAAAAUUAGAAAUGGAUGGAAAAUAUUUAGCUAAAUUACAAAGAACAUUUAUUGCUGAACCUGAUGCAGGGUUAAAUCAACGUUUGUUUUUUAGUUCUUACAGAAAAGAGAUAGUUGAUUGGCUAAAAACACGCGGCGCAAUUAUAUUUAUUUCGGUACUUGUAUUAGCAUCAUUAAUUUUAACAGUAGCUGUUUCCGUUUUAGCCUGGUCGCAUUUUAGCAAGAAUGAUGUAGGUCAAUUGUCUACAAACAAAAAACCAAACGAAGUUAAGCUUUAUUCUGACGAAGAAAACGAUUACGAUAGUACAGACUUAGAGGAUGGAAGACCUUUUGACUUUGAUCCCGACAAACCUAUUCUAUUGAAAGCAAAGCUUGACACUCCAUUAAAUUUACAACAAAAUAACGUUAAACAGAUUUUGUUAUUAAAUAAAAACUUUGAUCGUCUUAGCAGUUCUCAACCAAGUUCAAAAGUAUACAGUAAAAGUAACUACAAUAAGUACAGCGAACUACCUAAACAAAUGAACAGUGUUCUAGGAAAAAAAAGUGACACUAAUGUAGAACAAGCUUUAAAGGAACUCGGAGAAUUAAAAAUGCUUGGCGAUGAAUUAUCAAAAGUGAAUAAGCCUACGAAACCUCAAACAAACGAAGGGCUUAUUAAGUCUAUUGAUGAUAAAAUCGCCAAAACUGUCGACAAAAAUGGAGAAUUGAGACAUUCUAUCGAUACUAGUGAAACUCCACCAAUGAAGUUGUAUCGGAUAACAAACGCUGUUAAAGCUGGUGCGUUAUGUUUAGAUGGUUCACCGCCAGCGUAUUAUCACCGACCUGGUUCGGGAACUAGCGAAAACUUAUGGAUUAUUCAUUUUAAUGGUGGUGCAUGGUGUUUUGAUGCAAAAGCUUGUUUUGAAAGAAGUCAUAGUUCACUUGGUUCAACAAAAAAGCUUCCAUCUUCGCCUCCUAUUAUACAAGGAAUAAACUCCCCAGAUCCAGUAGUUAAUCCGGAUUUUUACGACUGGAAUCUUGUAUGGGUUGUAUAUUGUGAUGGAGCAUCAUUCACUGGUAAUCGAGAAAGACCAUUAAUAUCAGACUCAGGUGAAACAAUUUAUAUGCGAGGAAAGCGAGUUCUUAAUGCAAUUGUUAACGACUUGCUUUUUAAUAGAGAUUUUAAAUUCGCUGAAGCUGUAAUACUGACUGGUUCUUCAGCGGGAAGUAUGACCGCAAUUUUUCAAGCAGAUUAUAUUGCCUCAAAAUUUCCUACAACUAUUCCUGUCAGAGUAUUAUCCGAUGCUGGGUUUUUUAUUGAUACUGCUCCGAUGGGUGGAAGAAACCUAGGCUCAAUGUUUAAACGAAUAUACGAAAUGCAGAACUCUUCCUCUGGCCUUGAUCAAGAUUGUGUUCAUGAUUUAGGUCAAGAUAAUGCUUGGCAGUGCUUUCUCCCAGCAAAAAUAGUUAAAUACGUAAAAACACCAAUAUUUGUAUUAAACUCUGCUUAUGACAUUUGGGCUAUGAUAUAUUUUCUUGAUAUAGAUUGUAAAUUUCCAUCGUCGGAACAACAGUCAAGGAGAAAAAGAAGUGUUUUAAUAAAAAAUGACUCAGAGCUGGAUUCAACGGCACCAAAAAAUAUAAACAAUGACUUUAAAGAGUCUGAUUAUACUUUGCUGAAGAGAUCAUUAUCCUCAGAAUUGAAUAAAAGAAAAAAGAGGGACGUUUCUGGAUUUGAAUUACUUCCCUUUUUUAGAGACAAAACCUCAAAAAAAGAUGAAAUUGCCUCUACUUUUCCUGACGAUAAUCACACCAGUCCUAAGCCUAAUUACUUUCCUGACGAUAAUCAAACCAGUCCUAAGCCUAAUUACUUUCCUGACGAUAAUCACACCAGUCCUAAGCCUAAUUAUAAAGUUUUUGAAAAUAAAAAUAAAACAAAAGAUUUAAAUAAAAAGUUGCAAAAUUCUAUUAAAAGCACAAUUGUAAACAUGGAACUUGCGAAUCUGAAAUUUAAACCUAAAAAUAAUAAUUCUAAAGACUUACAAAAAAUGCAUCACAUCGACAUUAAGCAAAUUAGCAAUAAUAAAACAUUUUUAAAUUUGUUUAAAAAACCUUUAUCAAAACAUCCAGCGUUGGAAAGAAAAAGUGAAAACACACUAAAUAUGUCUUUUUCAUUAAUAAAAAAUGCGGAAAUUAAUAAAAAAGUUCUAACAACAAAAACACCGAGCCAUGCUAACGUGGAAGUUCGAAACCAAACUCCAAAUAAGCUUCAUUUUAUUACAAUAAAAUCUACAAUACCAAAAACCAAUAAAUACGCUACCAAUAUUUCUCAAUUUGUAAACAAUCAAGAUCAGUUGGAUUGGUCGGUCGAAGAGCAGUUGAAUACUAUUGGAUCAAAAAGACAUAACAAAGUCUUAAAACAUGAUCGUCUAAAAAGCCGUCGCUCAACAAGUAUUGCAAAAGAGUAUAUAAACAUACUUCGCUCAGAUCCCCCUGAAUGCACCGAAAGACAACUUUUAGAUGCAAUGAAGUAUCGUGGUGCUAUGAUACGAUCUACAGAAUAUUUUAUGCAUCUCCCGAAAUCAGGUCGUUUUUUAGUAUCAUGUAUUGAUCAUUCUUUAUCUUUAUUUGAUGAAACAUGGACAGGAGUGUCGGUCGAAGGCAAAUCGAUUCAGCAAGCCUUUGGAGAUUGGUUUUACGAACGGGGAAAUCGAAGCAAACAUAACUUUGUUGAUUGUCCUUAUCCUUGUAACCCGUCAUGUCCAUAGAUGUAUAUAUAGUCCUGUUAUUAGUUAUGAGUGAUAUUUAUGUUUACCAAAAUAGUAGUUUUCCAAAGAAGCUUUUUAAAAUAA
Hydra vulgaris (swiftwater hydra) is the source of this 3053-nucleotide messenger RNA. RefSeq lists its product as uncharacterized. Lineage: Eukaryota; Metazoa; Cnidaria; Hydrozoa; Anthoathecata; Hydridae. Gene Ontology annotation, molecular function: hydrolase activity. The record is from RefSeq and is a predicted model, not a curated record.